UAUAAGAAAGGGUCGAAUUCCCUUCUUCCAUCCAUUUCGUACUCCUAGUUUGUUGAUGAAGUGUUGAGGAUUGAGGAUCGGUCAAAAUGCCGGGUUUCAAAGAGAAACAUACGUUCCGGAUCCAGGAAGACGAAGAAGAUGACAAGAUUAAUCUUUCGUUGAAUCAGGUCAUCAUGAUUGGUGCCCUGGUAGCCGCCCUAGUCAUCGGGGUCGGUCUCCUCUGUUUCUACAUUCCCGACAGAAGCUGUGGGCAGGAUGACAUCAUCGGCGUUCCUACCUCCGAUCCUCAAAAGGGAAAAACAACCCCUAGAGCUACGACAGAGGGCAGCGAGGUGACAGAUCCCGAAAUACCCACCACCACCACCAAGUCUACUACACCAACAGCCUUCGUUCCUUCCUCCGAUCCUCAGAAUGUAAAAACAACCCCUAGAGCUACGACAGAGGGCAGCGAGUCUACUACAUCAACAGCUAGCCCGUCUGGACCAUGGCCUGGUCGACUAACAACUGCCGUGAUGCCAGAGUCGUACGAGCUGUUCCUCAAACCCUACAUCUACGACGACGACGUGCCUUCAGGAAAAGCAAAAUUCACUUUUGACGGAAUCGUCACUAUCCGCGUCCGAUGCAACAACGCUACCAAUCGCAUCACUCUGCAUGCUGUGGAUAUCACCAUCCAUACCAUCAAGGUCUUCAUGGUGGGCGAUACCGUCGAUAUGUAUGAGAGUGAUUUGGAGGAAAAAGAGUACGAAUUCCUCCACAUUGAGCUCAAUGACGAACUCGUCGUCGAUGGGGUAUAUGACAUCGAAAUCGAUUAUCUCGGUCAGCUGAAUGCUGGACUGUCAGGAUUCUACCGCACUAGUUAUUUGACCGAAGAUGGGACAAUUGUUUGGGGAGCAACAAGUCAGAUGCAACCUACCAGUGCGAGGAAGGCGUUGCCUUGUUUCGACGAGCCCGCCUUCAGAGCUGUCUUCAACACGACUAUUGUACAUCGCUCCUACAUGGCCGCCAUUACAAACGGUAUUGAAAUCGACGAAGAAGACUUAGCAGAUGAAUGGACAAGGACCACCUACCUUCCAACCCCCAAAAUGCCCACCUAUCUUCUCGCCUUUACGGUCGGCACAUUUGACUACACGGAGAACAUCACCGCCAACGGCGUUCGAUUCCGUGCAUGGUCUCGACCCGAGGCCGUGAACAACACCCGGUACGCACUCGAAACCGGCUCAGAGAUCAUCACCUAUUUCGAAGACUAUUUCGGUAUCCCAUUUCCUCUAGAAAAGCAAGAUAUGAUCGCAGUGCCCGACUUUGCAGCGGGGGCCAUGGAGAACUGGGGCCUCAUCAUCUACAGAGAGACAGCCAUGUUGUACGACCCUGAGGUUAACUCGGCCAGCAACAAACAGUAUGUUGCCGUCGUGGUUUCCCAUGAACUUGCUCAUCAGUGGUUCGGUAAUCUCGUUACUCCUAAAUGGUGGGACGAUCUCUGGCUCAACGAGGGAUUCGCAAGCUACGUCGAAUACCUCGGCGUUGACUUUACAGAGCCCACAUGGGGCAUGAAGGAACAGUUCGUAAUCAACGACUUAGAACCAGUCUUUGAGCUCGAUUCCUUGGGAACUUCUCACCCGGUUCGUGUCGACGUAGGUGCUCCGGCAGAAAUCAAUGAAAUAUUUGAUUCGAUUUCUUACAACAAGGGUGGUUCCAUUCUGAGAAUGCUGAAUAACAUCCUGACAGAGGAAGUGUUUACACGGGGCCUUACAGCUUAUCUUAAGGAACAUGCCUAUGGCAACGCUGACUCGGACGAUCUUUGGAGCGCCUUAACGGAGGCUGACAAAGAUGACGGUGGCCUCGACGUGAAAGCCAUCAUGGACACCUGGACAUUACAGAUGGGCUAUCCUCUAGUCACCUUAGAACGGACAGAUCGAAAAACAGUAACGGCACAUCAGGAACACUAUCUCUCUAACCCAUCUGAGGGUGUCAGUCAGGAAUACGGAGAUCAGGGGUACUUAUGGCAAGUUUACAUCCAAUACACGGACAAGACAACCAACAACUUUAUUAUGCCAAACUCAGCUUGGAUGGAAAAAGAUCGUUCUAUCGAAUUCGAGCUUGCAGAUACUGUGGAUGAAAAUGACUGGUACAUGGUGAACACUUACCAGUAUGGCUUCUACAGAGUAAACUAUGAUCAUGAAAACUGGAUGAGGUUGACCGAUCAACUCAUGACUGACCACAAGGUUUUCCCCAACGAAAAUCGUGCUCAACUGAUUGACGACGCGUUCAGCCUUGCCCGCACUGGGAAUAUCUCCAUGGAAACCGCGCUAAAUCUCACUAGAUACCUUGGAAACGAAAAGGAUCUUCUGCCAUGGGAGGCCACACUGGACUACAUGUCCUACAUCACUAACAUGUUCAGACUCAGUGGAGGCUUUGGCCCUCUAGAGUUGUACAUGCAAGCUUUGGUGGAGCCUCUCUACGACUCUCUAGGCUGGAAUGACACUGACGAAGUCCUUGAGCAAUACAAUCGAAACAACGCCAUUCGUGUAGCGUGCUACUACCGCGUGACAGACUGUCUGGACCAAGCCUCCAAACUCUACCAAGAUUACAUGCAAAAUCCUGAUAACAACCCCAUUAGCAACAAUCUCAAGACCACUGUGUACUGUAACGGUAUCCGUGAUGGCGGUCAGACCGAGUGGGAGUUCGGCUGGAACAAGUACCUCUCGUCCUCCGAUUCCUCAGAGAAAUCAAAAUGGCUGUCGGCCCUUGGAUGCUCUAGACAGCCUUGGAUUCUGAACCGGUACCUGAUGUAUACGGUGGCAGAAGACACCCAGGUUCGAAGCCAGGACGUCUCGUCCGUACUGUCAGCCGUGGGCAACAACCACGUCGGUAUUGAUCUCGUGUGGGACUUCUUGCGUAAUGAUUACGACAAGAUCUAUGAUUUAUUUGCUACCAGUAUAUUCACCUUCUCCAGCAUUAUUUCUGCCGUGCCGCAAAACUUCAACACCGAGCAACUCUUAGAGGAGUGGAUAGCGUUCGGUGAAGGGAGGGAUUUCGGUCCUGCGACGAGGACUUACGAGCAAGGAACCGAGACCAUCAAGAUCAACAUCCAAUGGAUGGAGAAGUAUGAGGACUCGAUCACCGAGUGGUUAAUGAGGGCUCUAUAGGAAACAUGUAGAGAAGAGGCAUCACCACCAUCAACAUCAUCGUCACCAUCAACAUCAUCGUCACACUAAUGGAAUCAAAGGGGUUUCUUGCAGGAUUUAUUAUUCCUCAACCAUUUUAGCGACAUACGAUGUAACAGCGGUGGUUGGGAUGAGUGUGUAUACCCCCAGACACUCCCUCCAUUAAUUCCCCACUUCAGAAAAUCAAGUUAUAGUUCAUACCUCUUCCAAAAGUCCUAUUUUCCUGAACAACUGACGUAUGUUAUUCAAUGAGGCUAAUUUAUAUAGACUUACAAGAGGAAGAAUCACCCAUGGCUCAAUCCGUACUUACAAUUGUAUCGAAAUUGUAUUGUAUGAUAUCUUUGGAAUUUCAAUUUUAGUAGGCUAGUCGUAAGAAGUUAUAAACUCAUUAUAUUGGAGUUCAAUCAAAGCACAAUUCAUUUGUUAUCCAGUAACUGUUAAGAUACAAGAACACAAAAAUAAGAUUAAAUGGUAAUGCCUGGUUAA
Messenger RNA from Strongylocentrotus purpuratus (purple sea urchin), 3647 nucleotides. RefSeq names its product aminopeptidase N. The transcript is spliced from 17 exons. NCBI's taxonomy places the organism in Eukaryota, Metazoa, Echinodermata, Echinoidea, Camarodonta, Strongylocentrotidae. Gene Ontology annotation, molecular function: metalloaminopeptidase activity; peptide binding; zinc ion binding. Gene Ontology annotation, cellular component: cytoplasm. The record is from RefSeq and is a predicted model, not a curated record. Bases 87 to 3143 code for a protein of 1018 amino acids. Gene Ontology annotation, biological process: proteolysis; peptide catabolic process.